GAGUCAGAUGUGCUGUGGCGACAGCAGCCCUCCUUGCGUUUGUCUAAGGGUGGUGUCCCAGUUUAUUACAAGAAAAAAGAAAGGGAGAUAACAAGAGGCAAAGGUGCAUGUUUGCUUAGCGGUGGUCUCUGAAUAGUUCAACUCUGAGUUGAGGGGAUAUCAACAUCAAGAUGGACGACAUAGACGCCAUGUUUAGUGACCUGCUGGGGGAGAUGGACAUGCUAACACAGAGCCUUGGGGUUGAAACGCUGCCUCCAGAACCUCCCCCCAGCAGCACCACCAAGGAAAUGAACUUCUCCAUCGGCUUCACAGAUUUGAAUGCGUCGCUGCAGGAGCUGGAGGACAAUGACUUGGACGCCCUCAUGGCCGACCUGGUGGCCGACCUCAACGCCACCGAGGAGAAGAUGGCGGCCGAGAGGUCCGGCACCGCAGACGCCCCCUCCUCGGGCUCCACGCUGGCCACCCCGACCUUGAACGACUUCAGCUUCCCCUCCCCCACAGCAGCUCCAGCCUUCAUGCCCACCCCUGCCCCAGCCCCAGCUCCUGCUCCUGCCCCUGUGGCACCGACAGCCUCCACCUCACCCCUUCCACCCCCACAAAUGUCCAAGCCGUCUAAGGAGGAGAUUGAAGCCCAGAUGAAAGCAGACAAAAUCAAACUAGCCCUGGAGAAGCUGAAAGAAGCCAAAGUGAAGAAACUGGUGGUGAAGGUGGAGAUGACCAAUGGGAGUGCCAAGACUCUGAUGGUGGACGAGAGGCAGACGGUCAGAGACGUGCUGGACAACCUGUUUGAGAAAACCCACUGCGACUGCAACACUGACUGGUGCCUGUAUGAGACCAACCCAGACCUGCAGACUGAAAGGGGCUUCGAGGACCACGAGAACAUUGUGGAGCCGCUGUCGGCCUGGACGCGUGACAGCGAGAACCGAGUGCUGUUUAAAGAACGGAAGGACAAGUACGCCGUCUUCAAGAACCCUCAGAACUUUUAUCUGUGGAAGAAGGACAAGGCCACGUUAAAGGACAUGAAAGAGAAGGAGAAAGAGAUGCUGUUGGAGGAGAACUUCUGCGGGACGUCCAUCAUCGUGCCGGACCUGGAGGGGCUGCUGCAUCUGAAGGAGGACGGCAAGCGCUCCUGGAAGCCUCGCUACUUCCUGCUGCGGGCGUCUGGAAUGUACUUUGUGCCUAAAGGGAAGACCAAGACAUCCCGUGACCUGGUGUGUCUGGUGCAGUUUGAUAACGUGAACGUGUACCUCGGGAAAGAUUACAAGAACAAAUACAAGGCCCCAACUGACUACUGCUUCCUUCUCAAGCACCCACAGAUCCAAAAGGAAUCCCAGUACAUUAAGUACCUGUGCUGUGAUGACGAGGCCACUAUGACACUCUGGGUGACAGGAAUCCGCAUUGCAAAGUAUGGGAUGUCACUUUAUGACAACUACAAAACUGCAGUCAAGAAAAUAUCUGUGGCGACAUCAUGGACAGACAAAAUCAACUCCAAUGUAUCUACCCCAUCUCCAACUCCCAAAGCUAAAGCAGCCAAUGGCCACGCUCCAACACCUGCUCCAGAGCCCGCCCCUCAGGCCGCUUUCCCGCCACCUCCACUACCAUCGAAAAGCAUGCUGCCCCCACCUCCGCCUGACCCAGUGCUGCCCCCUCCUCCGCCUGCCUCCAUGUCUGGCAAAGGGCCCCUACCACCACCACCGCCACCCUCCAGCAUGAGCAGAGGGUUCCCUCCACCCCCCAUGGAUGACUUGCCCCCCCCGCCUCCGAUGGAUGACGAUGACGGGGAGAUGCCCCCAGACUUCCUGCCGCCGCCCCCUCCAGCCACUGGGUUCCCUCCGCCUCCGCCGUGUGGUGGUGGGGCACUACCUCCGCCCCCCCCAGACCCCUGUUUGCCCCCGCCGCCUCCGCCAGUGUCCUUUCCCGCUGGCUCUUCUGAUGGGGGUCUACCACCCCCGCCGCCACCCCCCCCUCCCCCACCGGCCGCUGCGGCCCCCCGCCCCGCGGUCAGGAAAGCCGGCCCGCCCCCUCCUAAGAGGACUACGCCUGUCUCUUCCGCGCCCGCUGGUCCUGAUCUUAUGUCUGAACUGAUGUUGGCUAUGCAGAAGAAACGUGGUCAACAAUAACACCAGAUUAGAUUAUUCUCUGUUAUCUUUAUCUUCGAACAGGACUUCUUACUCACAGCACACUCACUUACUGUUGAUUUUCUGUCAAGUUUUGUUGAGGUUCUGUUGCGUUUUCUCGUCUACUAGGAUAGGCCUACAGGAAAAGAAUAAACCAGUGAGUGCCUCUAUUUUGAAAUAAGGUUCUAUGUAGAAUCUUUCAGUUCCAGGUGCCUGAUUCUACUAGUGAACUUGGGACUGGACAACUGCUAUGAUGUCUUUCAGCUACUGAGCAGAUAUUUUCCAGGUUUGGAGAUGACUCAACCAUAAUAGAGAAGCUACUUGUCCUCCGUCUGCUCCAGUGCUUAACUAAACCCAACAAACGUCUAAAGCUCCUGUAAAAUUGCAGUUUAACCGUGUGGUGUAAAUGUUUUUAUUCACAAUUGUAUCAAAUAUAAGACAUAGUAAGCAACUGUGGGAGUGGACAUAUGUAAUGUUUUCUCAACUAGCAGGCUUUACUGGGAUUGUAAUUGUACUGUACAAAUAGAAAACUACUGAUUGUAAAUUGCCCAUUUUAAAGGUUUAGGGAGAUGUAUAUUUAACAAAAGAUAAUCUUUUAUUUUGUUGUGACAUAUUCCAAAGGUGUUUAUUGUGUUUCAACAAAAAUGUCAUAUACAAGAGGAAAAGACUAACACAGGCAAAAGAAAAGAUAUACCUGGAGGAAGAUUAUUUAAAUUACAACAUGUUAUUAACAGACACAUCUAGAUUGAAGUGUUUGGAUCACAAAUCAACUCAACCAGGAAGAAAAUGAUGCCAUCUUCACCAUAAGUCCACCAUUGUGCCAUGAUGGCACCUGACUAGACUAGCCAGUUGUAUCCUAAAACAUGCCAGAGACCCAAAGCAUUGCUCCAGAUUAUGAGAUAUUGCUCGAGAUUAAGAGAUAUUCCGUGAGGAUUCAGACGAGCAGUCAUACCGCAACGUGUGGAAGUUCACUAAUAUAUAACUGGAAGAUUAUUUGAUGAAAGUACAUUUUCAUAAACACAUUUCUUAUUUCAAACUGAAAUCAUUAUUUCUAAAUGUGUGAAUGUCUUGACUAUAUUUUUUGUAAUAAUUUUGCACCUUAUUUGAUGGAUAAGAAUAUUUUUCCUGGGAAAUAGGUCAUUUAUUUUCUGGGUGAUUGAAAACCUUUAAAAAAUGACUUUUACAAACUUACGUAUUCUAUUCUGAUGCCAAAAUAAAGGGAAACUGUAUAUGACCCUGACGUUUUCCCCAAAUAAAAAGUAAACCCAA
Molecule: messenger RNA, 3386 nt
Organism: Sardina pilchardus (European sardine)
Lineage: Eukaryota; Metazoa; Chordata; Actinopteri; Clupeiformes; Clupeidae
Gene: apbb1ip
Product: amyloid beta (A4) precursor protein-binding, family B, member 1 interacting protein
Exons: 14
Coding region: 171-2120 (649 amino acids)
Biological process (GO): signal transduction
Cellular component (GO): plasma membrane; cytosol
Source: RefSeq, a predicted model, not a curated record